AUGGCACCCCCACCGCCAGCCUCGAUGCCUCUAGGCCAGCGUCUUGCUGCCCUUGCGCAAACUCUUCAGUUCGCCUGGUUUGCUGGCCAUGUUACGCUGCUGCUCUCAACGCUGCGUUACGGCUUGUCUUACAUUACCUUUAACUUUUCCUCGCGAUGGGCGUCAUUUUCCUACCGCACCGCCUUCCUAUCGGCUUGCGUCACGUACGGCAUCGUCGUCUACAAGGCGUACCGCGCCCGCAUGAGGGCAGGCAAGCAGAGCGGUGUUGUUGCUCUUGCUACUGACGAAAAUGUGCAAUACUUGAUCAUGGCCCUCACAUGGCUCUUCUCUCGCCAGAUCCCGCUUGCCAUCCUUCCCUUCUCCGUCUACUCCAUCUUCCACGUCGCUACCUAUGUGCGCUCCAACCUGUUGCCCACUAUCCAACCCCCACCUGCUGCUCAGGCCGGCGCUAAGCCCCAGGCAUCAGCCGCCUCGGACGCUAUCGGCAAGUUUGUCAAGGAAUACUAUGAUGGCUCCAUGACGCUUGUUGCCCUCCUCGAGAUUUUCCUGUGGUUCCGCGUCUUUGGAUCUGCGCUCCUCUUCCAGAGGGGCUCCUGGAUCCUGCUCGUUGUCUACACUGUCUUCUUCCGCGCCCGCGUUGCGCAGAGCAGCUUUGUCCAAGAGGCCAUCAGCCAGCUCACUGCUCGCAUCGAUGCCCAGCUUGCUAACCAGAGCACUCCUCCUGCUGCCAAGCAGGGCUGGGGUACCUUCAAGACUGUUGUUCGUCAAGCUGCCGAUGCUACGGAUAUCCGCAAGUAUGUCGGAGGUCAGCCCGGUGCCGCUCCCAAGAAGGCGCAGUAG
Bipolaris sorokiniana ND90Pr is the source of this 840-nucleotide messenger RNA. RefSeq lists its product as uncharacterized. The record is from RefSeq and is a predicted model, not a curated record. NCBI's taxonomy places the organism in Eukaryota, Fungi, Ascomycota, Dothideomycetes, Pleosporales, Pleosporaceae. Gene Ontology annotation, cellular component: membrane; endoplasmic reticulum. The transcript is spliced from 2 exons. Bases 1 to 840 code for a protein of 279 amino acids. Gene Ontology annotation, biological process: membrane organization; endoplasmic reticulum tubular network organization.